AGAAGAAGAAUCCUGUUUUAGCUGGUCUUUAGUCAGAUUUAACCGACAGCAGCUGACCUGCACACUUGUCGAACUCGUCCCGAGCUGCCUCUGACCCGCCGGGCCUCCUUCUCCUCUCCUCACCGCGUACCAGCCACCAUCAGCCGGCCAUGGCGCAGCGGAAGUUCUUCGUGGGAGGAAACUGGAAGAUGAACGGGAACAAGGAAAGUCUGGGAGAGCUCAUUAACACCCUGAACACCGCCAGCCUGCACGACCAGACCGAGGUGGUCUGCGGCGCUCCUUCCAUCUAUCUGGACUUCGCUCGGUCCAGUCUGGAUCCCAGGAUCGGUGUUGCAGCCCAGAACUGUUACAAGGUGGCCAAAGGAGCGUUUACAGGAGAGAUCAGUCCAGCUAUGAUUAAGGACUGUGGGGUCGACUGGGUGAUCCUUGGGCACUCGGAGCGCCGUCAUGUGUUCGGAGAAAGUGACGAGCUGAUUGGACAGAAGGUGACUCACGCUCUGGAGAGUGAUCUGGGUGUGAUCGCCUGCAUCGGGGAGAAGCUGGAGGAGCGCGAGGGAGGCACCACGGAAGAAGUCGUCUACGCUCAGACGCAGGUCAUCGCAGACAACGUUAAGGACUGGGGGAAAGUGGUGCUAGCGUAUGAACCAGUGUGGGCCAUUGGCACAGGAAAGACGGCCACACCUGAGCAGGCUCAGGAGGUCCAUGAGAAGCUGAGGGCCUGGAUCAGAGCAAACGUCUCGGACGAUGUGGCCGACUCUUUGCGCAUCAUCUACGGAGGUUCGGUCACUGGAGUGAACUGCAGAGAGCUGGCGUCUCAGGGCGACGUGGACGGCUUCCUGGUGGGCGGAGCCUCUCUGAAACCCGAGUUUAUCGACAUCAUCAACGCACGCGCAUAAAACAACAGGACCAACGAAAACCACGCUGCCCUUUAGUUUGUCACGUGUCACCUUGUGUAUGCGGAGUGGGCUGACUGGACAGAUGUGUGUAUUUAAUUAGCAAAAUAUGUGUUGAAUAAUUAAAUACAGGUAAAUGUCAGUAUUUUAUUCUUGUUUUACUAUGAUUUGUGGGACUUCAGUUCGCUUACUUGCCACUUUUUCCUUUUUUCCUUUUUACAUGAUGGAGACAGUGUUGAGGGAUCAAGUACCAUUAACUUAAUUUUUAGUGUGUUUACACCUGGAAAAUUAGAUAACUUUUUGUAUUAGUUACUGAUAUUUUCAGCCGCUUUAUGUCCCAGAGCGAAAUUAAGAAGGGAAAGUAAGUGAUCUUUAAUUGUGACAUUUUUCCUGAGACAUGGAGACAAACAGCGUCAUCUGCUGUUAAUCAGAGGGGAAAUGAUGCGUGUUACUUCCAGUAGAGGGUCAGUCAGCCCAGCUUGUUUUGUGUGUUUGCUAACAGACUGAUCACACCACUGCACUAACUGUUACUGUAGGGUCUUUACAAGAAAGAAUGUAUUGAAAUGUAUAUUGCAAAGACAAAAUAUAAGAGAAUCAGGGAGUUUUAUUGUGAUGUUGCAAUCAGUUGGCACUACAGAUUUCUGUAGUUGAACACUGACUGAAUGGACCAACAUAAGGAGUGAACAAAUAAACUGUGGGAAAAGUCCAGUU
Messenger RNA from Stegastes partitus (bicolor damselfish), 1604 nucleotides. It is a transcript of the gene tpi1a, whose product is annotated as triosephosphate isomerase 1a. NCBI's taxonomy places the organism in Eukaryota, Metazoa, Chordata, Actinopteri, Pomacentridae. Gene Ontology annotation, molecular function: triose-phosphate isomerase activity. Gene Ontology annotation, biological process: glyceraldehyde-3-phosphate biosynthetic process; glycerol catabolic process; glycolytic process. The coding region runs from base 150 to 896 and encodes 248 amino acids. Gene Ontology annotation, cellular component: cytosol. The record is from RefSeq and is a predicted model, not a curated record. The transcript has 7 exons.